Harpegnathos saltator (Jerdon's jumping ant) is the source of this 1325-nucleotide messenger RNA. Its product is annotated as E3 ubiquitin-protein ligase MARCH2. Lineage: Eukaryota; Metazoa; Arthropoda; Insecta; Hymenoptera; Formicidae. The record is from RefSeq and is a predicted model, not a curated record. Bases 1 to 990 code for a protein of 329 amino acids. Gene Ontology annotation, molecular function: ubiquitin-protein transferase activity; zinc ion binding. The transcript is spliced from 6 exons. Gene Ontology annotation, biological process: protein ubiquitination.
AUGUCACACGUGGAGAACGCGGAGCGCAAGAAUGGCAGCGGACGUACGAACGACGUAGCAGCGGACGCGCUAGAUAAAUCCGUCGCCGGAGCGAGAUCGGAGAGACCCAUCGUCGACGACGAGGGAACCGAGGUGGAGAAUAAAACGACGAGUGAAGUGCUCGGUGCUACGUCGAGGCUAGAUACGGACAGAAAUACCGAGAUAUACAUCGAUACAAAAGCGCGGAAGAACGAUAGUAGCAUUAAUCAAGCGAGUACAAUAAUUUUAGAUGCACGCGUUUCUUUCGGCGACAUUUGCCGAAUCUGCCACAUGGGCGGGCACGGCUCGAUUGCGGAGAAUCAUUCGUUCACACGAGAGUCGCGAAAUCAGGGCGAAUGGACGUCGACGCCGUCAAACCUCAUCUACCUCAGUCCUCUUAUUUCAGCGUGCAAGUGCCGAGGCACAGUGGCUUUGGUGCACGUCGAGUGUCUCGAGAGAUGGUUAACUGAGUCUGGUCGCGCAAGAUGUGAACUCUGCGGUUACAAGUACGCGACGAAGAGGGUGCCGCGUUACGGCCUCUUUCGUAGCGUCGCGAUAUGGUUCCACACUGUGAUAGCCACCCGACAGAUGUUACUCGACAUCGGGUAUCUGGUGAUGACCACGCCCGUGGCCGCGUUUUCUUGCUACGUGUGCACCCUGACCUUGAAAAUGUUGCUGCGAAACGGCUUUUACGAGAUACCGUGGACGAUAAUCGCCAUGCUGCCAACCUGCUUAUUGACGCUGAUAGCUUAUUGGCGAUGGAUAAUUACGUUAGGGAGAUUGCAUGGCUAUCGAUGGAGACGUUAUUGGAGGAAUAACUUUGUAAUUCGUUUGAUUCCGAAUAACGUGGACAAUUCCGAUUCGUGGACGAUUCCGAACGAGGGCAACGCGACAGAUCAUCAAUCAAUGGAGUAUGCCGAUGCGCAAGAUUUCGAGCAGUGGAUGCUCGAGGAGAUCGAGGAGUUCGCGUGACCCUUGAACUGCGCAACGACCUCGAUUAAUCGCGACAAUCAUUUUUUAUCUUCAUUCGAAUAUGCCGUCGCCGCUGCCGCUCGACGAUACUCUUAUACAGCUGCGCGAUAUUUAAUUGCAUUUUAUUAAUGCGAACACUUCAAUUGAAGCCCAUUGUCGCGUAAUGAAGCCGAUUCGUCGCAGCAUCAAAGUCAAAUCGAGACGUACACGGCUCGCAUUUCCGCGUCUGAUCUCGCCCGGAUUUAAUAUUGUUAUUUGAAUUUUGUUUAGGUCUUUUCUCACCACGAUUGUAAAACUAGAUGAACACAAUUGCGAAAUAAACAAUUUGAUAUAUA